CUUACCAAAUGUUUGGAAAAGUGCGAGGGCUCCCCCAGUCAGCUCACUCUCAUGUUACUCUCCUACAUGUCUUCUGGUCAACUGCCAUCAUGAACCUGAAACUCCUCUUCCUUUGUCUCUUCUUAGCGGUGCUCUUCAUACCUGCUGAAUUGAAACAUAAACACGACAAACAUCGGGACUCUUCGCAUCCUGGAAGACAUGGCAGACAUCCAGAGUCUUCAAGUCCUGAAAGACAAGACAGACAUCGGGACUCUGCACGGCCUGAAAGACAUGGGAAACAUGAGAAAAAGAGACCAAAAGGAAGGUUUAAAGAUAUAAUUGAGGAUGUCGUCUUUAUUAAGGUCGUGGAUGAGGAUGAUGAGGAUGAUGAAAAUGGUCAUUCAGACUGGCUUGAUGAGUUUCUGGACCUAGACGGCCAGUGCACCCCAAAUCCUUGCCUUAACAAUGGUGUGUGUAAGGAGAAAGGCAAGAGAAAGUUCAAAUGUGACUGUCCCAAACCUUACAAGGGAAAAAAAUGCGAGAGAGGUCCAAGAAUUUGUAAAAGAGGUCAAUGCGGGUAUGGCGAAUGUGUACUGACUUCAACUCCUCCGCACUAUGAGUGCAAAUGCAAGCGACCCUUUCAGCCUCCAGACUGCAAAACUAUUUCAGUUUGUAAUCCUAAUCCAUGUAAAAAUGGUGGCACAUGCGUCAGAGAUGAAAAUGACUUUGACUGCCAUUGCCCCGAAGGGUUCGGAGGACAUUUCUGCCAUGUUGGUCCAAACGACUGCUAUGUGGACGAUGGAGAGUCAUAUCGUGGCAAUGUGAGCGAGACGGAUGAUGGUGAUGAGUGCCUCUACUGGAACUCCCACUUCAUCCUGGCAUCGGGUGUUAAUCCCUUCACCUCCUUUGAGGACAAAGACGGCCUUGGCCCUCACAACUUCUGCAGGAACCCUGACGGAGAGCCAAAGCCCUGGUGCUUUUUCAGAAGAGGCCACAGGUUACUAUGGGACUACUGUGAUGUGCCAAAAUGUCCUGUAUCGACACAUGGGCCGCCGACUGAGGUUGCUCCUACACAGCCUAAACCACCGCAGCCAGAACCGACACAGCCUAAACCACCGCAGCCAGAACCGACACAGCCUGAACCGACACAGCCUAAACCGACACAGCCUAAACCACCGCAGCCAGAACCAACACAGCCUAAACCACCGCAGCCAGAACCGACACAGCCUGAACUACCGCAGCCAGAACCUACUGGUAAGCUGCCAGCAACUGCCAUACCAUCAACUGGGAAGCCCAUCCGCCCUUCUGCGACACCUCUCCCUCCGACUACUGGACCAAAACAGUUUGCCACCUGUGGCAUACCUCAGCCAAAAAAGGCUCUUACCCGAAUCUUUGGGGGUCUGAAAGUCAGUCCAGGAUCUAUACCCUGGCAGGUUUCUGUGCAAGUGAAGCCAACGGGCUCCGCUCAGCCAUUCAGACACGUCUGUGGAGGAAUUCUCAUCGCAAGUUGCUGGGUGCUGACAGCUGCACACUGCAUUGAACCAAACAAGGACAUGCAGGUGCUGGCUGGAAGUCUCUCAGUGAGUAAGCCAGACCCCGGAACUCAGACCAUACCUGUCGAAAGGACUAUUAAAAAUCCAAACUACAGGGUGACCAAUGAAGCUGUUUACAAUGAUAUAGGCUUGUUGAAGCUGAGUGGGACUCCUGGUUUUUGUGCCAAUGAGACCCAGUUUGUGAAAACAGCCUGUCUACCAAAUGCGCCACUGCCUGAUGGGACGGAGUGCAAAAUCUCUGGAUGGGGUGCUACUGAGCAAUCUGAUUAUGGUUCCAGCCACCUGCUGGAGGCCAAUGUCCUGCUGAUCAACCAGGAAAAGUGCUCUGAUCGUUCUGUUUAUGGGAACAUGCUGGACAAUUCCAUGUUCUGUGCUGGCUACCUGGAGGGAGGGGUGGAUUCCUGCCAGGGGGACUCUGGAGGACCAUUGACGUGCAUGCAGAACAACGCUAAUGUUGUUUAUGGAGUGGUGAGUUGGGGAGACCAGUGUGGGAAGAAGAACAAGCCUGGGGUCUACACACGGGUCACUCAUUUCCUGGACUGGAUCAAGGCAAAUACUGAAGGAGCAAUUCCUUGAGCAACCUUUGUUUCUCACUAAUAUGCCCGCCAGAUCUCCAACCACUACACACUGUACGCUUUUCCUAAAAUGUAAUCAAAUUAUAUGAUUAUUCAAACUAUUCAUAAAUGUACUGGAUAUUAGCUGGAUUGUCUUAUCAGUUACACAUAAAAGAUGGAAAAAUCUGAAAUCCGCUGUUAUAACAUAAAUGAUGCAUGCAUGGAAAAAACCCAAAGGCUUGAAUUACUUUUUUAAUUAAGCACAGUGUGUUUGAGUGGCUGUAUAUGUGUGAAACAAAGAAUGGAAAAGAAAAUCUCACAAUAUAAGUAGCUAUACCAUGUUUCCUCUGGAAAAUGGGGCAAGUUGCAUCACUGAACUGAAAAUGUCCUAAAGUUGUGGCAGAAUUAUUACAUGAUGCAAAUAAAUGCUUCUUCUUUCUGA
Messenger RNA from Maylandia zebra (zebra mbuna), 2528 nucleotides. Its product is annotated as factor VII-activating protease. Gene Ontology annotation, molecular function: serine-type endopeptidase activity; calcium ion binding. Lineage: Eukaryota; Metazoa; Chordata; Actinopteri; Cichliformes; Cichlidae. The record is from RefSeq and is a predicted model, not a curated record. Gene Ontology annotation, biological process: proteolysis.